Penicillium olsonii is the source of this 1065-nucleotide messenger RNA. The record is from the annotation of a GenBank genome assembly. NCBI's taxonomy places the organism in Eukaryota, Fungi, Ascomycota, Eurotiomycetes, Eurotiales, Aspergillaceae.
AUGAUCAAUACUCACCUUGCCCUCAGCCUCAUUCUAGCAGGCGCAUUAGCCAAUCCACCAACACCAGUCGAUGGCUUCUGCGCUAGCUAUGUCAUCCAAGGAUACGACACAUGUGCCCUAAUCGCCCAAGCACACGGGAUAACCGAAGCCGACAUCGAAGCCUUCAACACAAGAACAUGGGCAUGGCUAGGCUGCAACCAGCUAUACCAAGGUGAUUUCAUCUGUCUGAGUGCCGGUGAACCGCCAAUGCCAAUGGCUCUACCAAAUGCCGUAUGUGGUCCCCAAAUCCCCGGCACAAUGCGCCCAGGCAACUGGGCUGAGCUCGGCUCUAUGCAUCCCUGUCCCUUGAACCAAUGUUGUGCUACAUGGGGUCAAUGCGGCACAGGUGCAGAAUUCUGUGAUACGAAAGCUCGUAAACCUCCCGCUGGAGUGACGGCUACGGUCAGUGCUGCCACUGAGACUGCACAAGCCACUACCCUUGCGACACAGCCCGAUCAAGCAGCUGUAGCAGUACAGCCUGAGUCGGAACCUAAAGCCCAGACUAAGCAAUCUGAACCGAAAGACAAACCUCAAACAACGUCCACAACCUCGAAGCCCACGACGACGUCCGAUGACGGCUAUUUCAAAAACACCGAUAAGCCAUGGGAAGGUAAUCUUGAGAUCGACGGAUGGAAAGAACCAUGGGAGGUGAUAUGGUAUAGUGAGAAGGACUGCGAAGGAGACUACUACACCUUGUCCGGAUAUAAUGACGAGACGCCCUCUGGCAAGCGGGAGCGAUGUCUGAACAGGAAAGAAGGGUUGAACAGCGAGCUCACCGAAACAAACGUGACUUGUAGAUGGUGGACGGAGGGUGGACUCAAAUGGGCUCCCUGUGAAGUUGGCACGCUGGACAAACCACAGUCGUGGGUUCUCAGGAAUGCCUACUGUACGAUUUACGAUGCCUACAACUGUGAUUGCUUUGAUCACUAUGCCCAGUCUUAUGGUUCUGAGGGCUGUCGCAACAGGGACAAGUUCGAUCCGCCUAAGUUUGUCUCUUUUGGAUGCGUUCAUAUUCCUUAUGAUUGA